AUGCAGAACACCACUAACCAGAGCGUUGUUGCUGACGAUGCAUCACAGAGUAUCGACGAGGGCGUGUACAUCCAGGAGAAUGGUGAUCAAGUGGCAGUACCCGCACCCGCAUCACUGAAGAAGAACAAGAAGAAGGCACAUAAGCCGAUGAAUGCAGCGGAACAGGUGGCGAGUAUGGCGAUGCUGCAGGAGAAGCUUAAGCUGUUCGAGAAGGUUGGUGCUACUGCUGCUCGGCCAGUCGAUACUACUGCAGAGGUCCCGGUUGCGGUGGAGAGUCCAACGACUCCAGAGCCGGUGGUCAAGAAGCGCAAGGUUUCAGAUGUCAGAGCAUUGAGCAGCGACAUGCCAACCCCAGAAGCUAUACCUGCGGCUGUGCCACCGGCCAUCAACACCGCCUCACCGAAGAGCGUGGCCACCUCGAGACGCCGCGGCUCUUCAAUCGCUUCCAGAUCGUCGGAGCAGGAGGAUCCGUACUGCCCGAACAAAGUCAAGCAGCUUAUGGACAAGCUCAACGGUCUUGGUAUCGGAAUGGAGAAGGCAAUCUCAGAAGUCAUAUCUCGCGCCAAGAAGCUUGUCGUUGGCGAAGGCGCUGAAGCAAUCCGUGACAGACUCACUGAGUUGGAGAAGGAGUGGAAGAUGGGAAACAGGGAGCAUAUGCAGAAUCUCGUCAAGUUCUCGGAGCGCAAUGGCAUUGUUGCGAUGGGAGGCGUGCAGGUGCCGAGUGGUUCGCUGGAUGUGCCUGUACAGUCGGAAGUGGUGUCGAAUUCCAACGAGUAG
Molecule: messenger RNA, 777 nt
Organism: Fulvia fulva
Lineage: Eukaryota; Fungi; Ascomycota; Dothideomycetes; Mycosphaerellales; Mycosphaerellaceae
Exons: 2
Coding region: 1-777 (258 amino acids)
Source: RefSeq, a predicted model, not a curated record